Molecule: messenger RNA, 1981 nt
Organism: Polyodon spathula (Mississippi paddlefish)
Lineage: Eukaryota; Metazoa; Chordata; Actinopteri; Acipenseriformes; Polyodontidae
Product: protein NDRG3-like
Exons: 17
Coding region: 176-1327 (383 amino acids)
Biological process (GO): signal transduction
Cellular component (GO): cytoplasm
Source: RefSeq, a predicted model, not a curated record
AACCCUUUCUGCUUGAGAGCAGAACAGAACGACCAGAGCAAUACCGCAAAUUCAGGAAAACGUGCAGAGAGAAGCAUUGCGAAUAAGGCAUCUACAUUUUGUAUUCCUCAGGAUUCUUAAGGUCGCCAAACAUCGUAGUUUUACCCAACGGUUUCAGUAGCAGGUGUGCAUUAUCAUGGACGAGUUACAAGACGUACAGCUAACUGAGAUCAAGCCACUACUGACUGAAAAGAACGCUCAGAAUUUCCAGGACUUUGACUGCCAGGAACAUGACAUCGAGACCCCCCAUGGCGUCCUCCACGUCACCAUGAGAGGCACUCCCAAGGGGAACAAACCUGUCAUCCUCACCUACCACGACAUUGGGCUUAACCAUAAGUCUUGCUUCAACACGCUGUUCAACUUCGAGGACAUGCAGGAGAUCACCCAGCACUUCGCUGUGGUUCACGUGGACUCCCCCGGGCAGCAGGAGGGAGCCCCUCCUUUCCCUGCUGGGUACCAGUACCCUACCAUGGAUGAGUUAGCUGAGAUGCUGCCUUCUGUCUUAAACCACCUGAACCUGAGCACUAUCCUUGGGAUUGGAGUCGGAGCCGGGGCCUAUAUUUUAAGCAGACUUGCAUUGAAUCGGCCUGAGCUGGUGGAGGGGCUGGUGCUGAUCAACGUGGACCCCUGCGCAAAGGGCUGGAUCGACUGGGCCGCUUCAAAGCUGACAGGCUGGACGAGCACCCUGGUGGACACUGUGAUGGCUCAUCACUUCAGCAGUCAAGAACUUCAAGACAAUCUGGAACUGAUCCAGACAUAUCGGCUUCACAUCGCCCAGGACAUUAACCAGGACAAUCUGUAUCUCUUCGUCUCUUCCUACAACAGCCGCAGAGAUCUCGAGAUCGAAAGACCUGUCCCUGGACUCAAUGAAGAUACAGUGAACACACUCAAGUGCCCUGCUUUACUGGUAGUUGGAGACACCUCUGCUGCAGUAGAAGCUGUGGUGGAGUGCAAUUCCAGACUAAACCCAACAAAGACAACUCUACUGAAGAUGGCAGACUGUGGUGGGUUACCUCAGGUUGUCCAGCCUGGAAAGCUGGCAGAAGCCUUCAAGUACUUUGUGCAGGGAAUGGGCUACAUCCCUUACGUUCAGCUCAGCCACUUGAACAGCGAAUCAGUGCCCACCGUGAGCAUGACGCGUCUGAACCGAUCACGCACCCACUCCUUGUCGAGCGCGGGCUCAGGGGAGGGAACUCGCAGGAGCUCACACACCAACAGCCAGCUGGAGGGAGCGGCUGCCGCAGUCAGCAACAGUAGCCAGGCCCAGACCAUGGAGGUGUCCUGUUAAACACAGAGCCCUGCACUACCGGCCAGCACUCCACCCCCAUCCCAUCUCCACUUCUGCAACCGUUAUAAAUAUAUAUUACAGAAUGUAAAGGUUGCAGUUCAAGAGCUUACAACCCUCCACAAUGUACAGCUUCCUGUUUUCUCGUUAAGUAUGCAUGCUUCUGGGAGCACUUCCCCAACACAUCUUUUUUUUUAUUUAUUUUUUUGUCGUUGUUUUUUUUUCGGUGUUUUGACUUUUAUUUCUGCAAGGAAAAAAGAGUAAGCGGGUUUGUGUGAAUUAUCAGAAUGAGAUUCCUGAGACCUACAUGAUUUAAAUUUCUGCAUUUACACAUUUACAAAAUAAAAAAAAAAAGCUGUUGCUUUAUCUUUUUCACUAUCUUCAGUCAAAAUAGACUCCCUGCUUUUCUCAAAUGCACUGUUUUUUUUUUUUUUUUGUUGUGGUUUUGUGAAUUAAAUAAUUGCUUCCUUCAAUUGCAAAAAUAUAGUGUGAAAAUGGUGUUCUAGUACUGUAUAUUUUUACGCAGCAUUUAGUACAUUGAUGUAAGUAAGAGCAAAUUGCUGGGAUUGUAUGUAAACAGAUUCUUGUAGCUGUCUCAGUUUAUGAUUUUUGAUGUUUUAAAAGCACUAGUCAGGAACAAUAAAAAUAAAUAAAAGA